GACGACGCGCUCGAGCUGCACUUGGAAGGUAGCUGAAGUCGUAAGCAGUUGUCGCUUCCUGAAGAAGUGUUUUGGCUACCAAGUUGUCAUGUUUCGCUGCGCGUUUCUGAUUUUGUUCCUGGCUCUUGGAAAUGGUAUGUUUACAGAAUUGAACGAAAUAUUGCUUUGUGUCAUCGUUGGGUUAUUUUGUGAGCCACAAGAGGAAACUUUCGGUGCUCCGUCACUUCAGGCGGCAGGCCUAUCUUCAGCCAGAUUGCUUGAGCUAACGUUAGCUAGCUAUUUCUUUGCUGCGCCAGUAGCUAGCUAGGCUAGUUAGCUAGUUUUCUAUCAAACGUUCGCUAUAGCUAAGUUUAACUCCACAAAUAAAUUAAAAGUUCACACUAAUUCAUGUGAAUUUCACGCAACUUUACCGGCAAUCAAGGCCUCAAUCUAAGACAUUAAGUUUAUGGCACUGUUGACCUGUCAUGCUAAAUUAGCUAGCUAGUUGUGGUUUUAAUAUCUGUUUUCUCUUAGUUGACAGGUCAUGUUACAGAAAUGACUUCUGGGUGGACAGGGAAAAUAACAGCUGUCUCUAAAACACACAAAGACAUGUUUGACAUUGUCUUUCAUUUGGCUUAGCUAGCAAUAUCGUCCUUAUGUGUCAUUAUCAAACAUGUCAACGACGACAUCGACCAGCUUCAUUCGCCCUAUUCAUUUUGGAACAACAUGUGACGCCAGUAGAUGACUGAAGUUGACUCACAACUCGUAGUUUGCUAGGUAGCUACUACUCCCACAUUUGCUUAGUUAUCAAUAUGCAAUAUACUAGCUAGCUAAUGUUAGCGUUACUGUUGCAAAUCCAGUUCAAUCCAAAAUCUCAGCAAAAUUUACAUUUAAGGAUACUCACGUCAGUAACGUUAGCUGUAUCUUAUUUAUGAUAUAGGCCCUUGAUUUUAAACUUCCUAGCUAGCGAGUUGACCAGGAAGUUGUCUCGUGACCAAGUAUCUGCUGAUUGCCCUUGUUGUUUAACUGUAAAACAGCUGCAGUAACAUUUUAAACCUGCACAGUUACCUAAGUGAUUGCAAUAGCAGUUGCUGUCUAUAAACCAAUCUCCUUGUUAUGAUUGAUAGAAGGAAUUUGAGCCCAUGGAUAUCUUUUUUUAUAGUCUGGAUAUUUUUUGGCCUCCUGCCCUGGCGUUGCCAGGACUCACUUGAUAUUCAAUACAGUCAGAAUCCUUCUAGUUUUUUUUUCAGCAGUAAGUCUCAGAUUUUUUUUUAUUGAUCAUUUUUUCCUUGCAUUUUUUCCUUGUUUCCAUUUUCAUUAGAAUGUUUUCAGUUGGUCUGAGAAAUGGCCCCAGUCCUCUGUUGCAAGCUAAGGUCUCUGAUAUCAGGUCACUCAGGGUCAAGCCUAAUUGUUCAUCAUGAUAACCUACCAGGGCCGGUUUCACAAAAGCAUCUUAAGGCUAAGUUCAUCGGUAGAACCUUCGUAGGAGCAUCGUUAAAUCUCUGAGCUGUUUCCCAAAACAAUCCUUACAAAAGUUGCAGUUGAAAAUGCUUGUUAUUUACUGACUGCCUCAGACCACUCGUAGACCAGCUAAGUGCGUCGUUAGAUGCUUUUUUGCCCUUCCAUGUCACAUUAUUCAUAGAAGAUCUCUGCUAAACAUAGAAUCAAGAUAUUUAUCUGUCUGACUGUGACUGCCGAUAACUUCAGAACGAUAUUUACUACAAAUAUAAAGUUGCCAAAGUCUUUACAAUUGUUACAAUCAAGUAAAGGAUGAAAAGAUGCUUGAAAUGAAAACCAAGAUGAUUGCAUGAAAAAAUAUAUAGGCUACAUGGGCCUAUAUAUAUUUCAAUCGUAUUGAAAUCGAUUUAAUGUUCAAUUUAGUUCUAUUUUGCCAAUAGGCUACUGUCUGUAAUUUUUGCCAUGAUGUGUAACAACAUGUGCGCAAUGAUCUACUCAAUCUGAUUUAGUGCAUUAUUGUUGGGAAGCAUUUUUUAUUUUUUUAUUUUAUUUCACCUUUAUUUAACCAGGUAAGCCAGUUGAGAACAAGUUCUCAUUUACAACUGCGUCCUGGCCAAGAUAAAGCAUAGUAGUGCGAUAAAAACAACAACACAGAGUUACAUAUGGGGUAAAAACCAUAAAGUCAAAAAAUACAACAGAAAAUAUAUAUACAGUGUGUGCAAAUGUAGCAAGUUAUGGAGGUAAGGCAAUAAAUAGGCUAUAGUGCAAAAUAAUUACAAUUAGCAUGAACACUGGAAUGCUAGAUGUGCAAAUAGAGAUACUGGGGUGCAAAAGAGCAAAAUAAAUAACAAUAUAGGGAUGAGGUAGUUGGGUUGGGCUAGUUUCAGAUGGGCUGUGUACAGGUGCAGUGAUCGGUAAGGUGCUCUGACAACUGAUGCUUAAAGUUAGUGAGGGAGAUAAGAGUCUCCAGCUUCAGAGAUUUUUGCAAUUCGUUCCAGUCAUUGGCAGCAGAGAACUGGAAGGAAUGGCGGCCAAAGGAGGUGUUGGCUUUGGGAAUGACCAGUGAGAUAUACCUGCUGGAGCGCAGACUACAGGUGGGUGCUGCUAUGGUGACCAAUGAGCUAAGAUAAUGCGGGGAUUUGCCUAGCAGUGAUUUAUAGAUGGCCUGGAGCCAGUGGGUUUGACGACGAACAUGUAGUGAGGACCAGCCAACAAGAGCGUACAGGUCACAGUGGUGGGUAGUGUAUGGGGCUUUGGAGACAAAAUGGAUGGCACUGUGAUAGACUACAUCCAAUUUGCUGAGUAGAGUGUUGGAGGCUAUUUUGUAAAUGACAUCGCCGAAGUCAAGGAUCGGUAGGAUAGUCAGUUUUACGAGGGCAUGUUUGGCAGCAUGAGUGAAGGAGGCUUUGUUGCGAAAUAGGAAGCCAAUUCUAGAUUUAACUUUGGAUUGGAGAUUCUUAAUGUGAGUGGAAGGAGAGUUUACAGUCUAACCAGACACCUAGGUAUUUGUAGUUGUCCACAUACUCUAGGUCAGACCCGUCGAGAGUGGUGAUUCUAGUCGGGUGGGCGGGUGCCACCAGCGUUCGAUUGAAGAGCAUGCAUUUAGUUUUACUAGUGUUUAAGAGCAGUUGGAGGCUACUGAAGGAGUGUUGUAUGGCAUUGAUGCUCGUUUGGAGGUUUGUUAACACAGUGUCCAAUGAAGGGCCAGAUGUAUACAAAAUGGUGUCGUCUGCGUAGAGGUGGAUCUGAGAGUCACCAGCAGCAAGAGCGACAUCAUUGAUAUACACAGAGAAAAGAGUCUGCCCAAGAAUUGAACCCUGUGGCACCCCCAUAGAGACUGCCAUAGGUCCAGACAACAGGCCCUCCGAUUUGACACACUGAACUCUAUCUGAGAAGUAGUUGGUGAACCAGGCGAGGCAGUCAUUUGAGAAACCAAGGCUAUUUAGUCUGCCAAUAAGAAUGCGGUGGUUGACAGAGUCGAAAGCCUUGGCCAGGUCGAUGAAGACGGCUACACAGUACUGUCUAUUAUCGAUCGCGGUUAUAAUAUCGUUUAGGACCUUGAGCGUGGCUGAAGUGCACCCAUGACCAGCUCGGAAACCAGAUUGCAUAGCGGAGAAGGUACGGUGGGAUUCGAAAUGGUCGGUGAUCUGUUUGUUAACUUGGCUUUCAAAUACUUUCGAAAGGCAGGGCAGGAUGGAUAUAGGUCUGUAACAGUUUGGAUCUAGAGUGUCACCCCCUUUGAAGAGGGGGAUGACCGCGGCAGCUUUCCAAUCUCUGGGGAUCUCAGACGUUACGAAAGAGAGGUUGAACAGACUAGUAAUAGGGGUUGCGACAAUUUCGGCGGCUAGUUUUAGAAAGAAAGGGUCCAGAUUGUCUAGCCCAGCUGAUUUGUAGGGGUCCAGAUUUUGCAGCUCUUUCAGAACAUCAGCUGUCUGAAUUUGUGUGAAGGAGAAGCGGGGGGGGGCAUGGGCAAGUUGCGUUGGAGGGUGCAGAGUUGGUGGCCGGGGUAGUGGUAGCCAGGUGGAAAGCAUGGCCAGCCGUAGCAAAAUAAGCCACUUCAAUAUUUGCAGCCGUAGGUGCUAAUAUCACUCUUGGAGCUGAUCCGUCAUCAGUAUUGUGGAGUAAUUCUAAUGUUAAGGUAAGAUUUAUAAUAAUAAUAAUAUGCCAUUUAGCAGACGCUUUUAUCCAAAGCGACUUACAGUCAUGCGUGCAUACAUUUUUUUUUUGUGUGUAUGGGUGGUCCCGGGGAUCGAACCCACUACCUUGGCGUUACAAGCGCCGUGCUCUACCAGCUGAGCUACAGAUUUGAAUGGAGAAAGCUGUUCCGAGAGCAGCAUUUUUUUUUUCUUCCAGAGCCUAUGUAUCGAAACAUGGUCUAAUGACACACUUAUUAGCGAACGUUCUCUCUGCGUGGUAGGAACGAUGCAUCGUUAAAACAAUUGUAAACCUAAGUUCCGUCGCUAUCUGGGAACCGGGCCCAUUUAGUUCCAUGUGAGAUUGAUUAGAGGAUGAACACUAACAACAAUGAAGGUUUGGAAAUUGUUAGCCAUUCACCAUUGCCACCUCUGAGUUUUACAAUAAUUAGAUGCCAUUGGGCUACUUAUAGCAGGCAAGUAGAAAAUAACCAAAACACAUGUUAGGCUACCUAUGCUGAUAAAAUGUGUGUUUACUGUGAAUUGAUUGAAAUGGUGUUUGUUUUCAGGAGUCCCCCAACAUUCUGCCUCAUAACAUAUCAAGAAAACGUUUUUUUUUUUUACUGAUCCCCUGUAAAAAAAACAAGGCUGUUCAUAUUAUUUAAUUUUUAAUUUUUUGGGGGGGUAGAUCAGCUUUAAUAUUGCAGAUAGAUUGUAACUUCCAUCAAUGUAAUUGUCUGCAUCACUUCCAAUCCCCCAUAUGUUUAUUUUUCUCGCAAAUAUACACAUACAUACAUAUCCUUUAAAAAUCUAUAUAUUUCCCUUUCCAACCCCACCACCCCUUCCCUAAUUGGAGUAAACUAGUGAACAACAAUGCUUAGGCCUCUACUUCCAGCUUAUACAUACUAUAUACAUUUUAUGGACACAGUCAAUUUUACAAUAAUUCUAUUUUGUUUGUUUUUACUCCUGAACUUCCUCUACCCUCAACCUCUCAGAUCAUUUUCAUGAUGUCCAUCCGGUUUGCUUCUAUAUGCCAUAUCUUUCUAACUGUGCUCUUUCACAAAAGCUCUUAACCUAUAUACUUAUUAUGGACACAGUAUGCUUUACAUUAUUAGUUAUCUUGUUGUUGUUAGUUGUUGUUAGUUGUUAUUAGUCCCAUCCUUCAACUCCAUUCAACACAACCCAUCUAUCUCUUAACACCAUCCAUAUUAGAUUUCUAUUUGCCAUAUAUUUUUCAACUGUACUGUGAUGUUUUACAAAAGUUCUGAACCUUUCUAUUCUCAUUGUUUCUACAGAUUGUAAAUUGAAAAUAAACAUUUUUGCUAAAAGUAUUAUUAUGUUAUUGAUUGAUUGUUCAUUUUUAUUUCAGAACUCCACUUAUCACAUGCGACUGAAGUGUCAGUCAACAACACGGAGAACAAAUUGUGCCUCUACGCCAAUUUGAUGGUCAACUUCUCAGUCACAUAUGAAGUUGGUGUGAAUAAGGUGUGUGUUUACUCUUCUUUAAAUGUUUUUCUGUAUGUUAGUACACCUAGGCCUAUAAAUAACUCUUAAAUCAUUUCAUGUGUUGAGUUGAGCGUCUUACUUUGACAAAUAAAGUUGUUAUUGUAAUCACGGAGGGGACAAGAGGGAGUAACUGCAAAGAAAUGUCUUCUGUCUGUUCAGCAGUUUUCUGCGAUUUCUCCUGUCGAAUAUCCUGUAAUUGUCACUGCUUGUCUUGUUUCACCAGGGUUUGUCGAAGUUAUAGUCCCUAGCUAUAAAAAAGCCUAAUUAAGUGAUAAUGCCAGAGAAGCCGGUGUUUGGAGGAUAUAUUGGCACGGGUGUUGUAAGGCCCGAGACAAAGUCGAGGGCCGGCAAACCGUGCCAAUAUAUCCUCCAAACACCGGCUUCUCUGGCAUUAUCAUUUUUAUACAACGAUUUAGCAACAUAUUUGAAUAAUGAUUGACAUAUUUUCAUUAAAAACGUUAUUUUGAUGAAUUUAUUCAUACUAUUUAAUCCUUCCACAAGAUAUAGUCCCGACACAAAUCUAGGGUUGUUACCCAAGCCGGCUGGUCGUUCUAUCGGUUCGGUUGCUAGAGACGCAACCCAGUCGUUUUUAUUUAUUUUUGUUCUGUAUCUAUGGACGCGACCCAGUCGUUCUUUCUAAAUGUUCCAUUGCCAUACUGGCUGGCAACGUUCUUAUCCCUUGCUUGCUAGCCAACUACAGCUAACUUACAGUCUGCAGCCAGAAUAACUGCAAAGUAGCUGCAUUUGCAUUUGUUUAAGGUGUUUUCUAGUGACAUUUAUUUGGAUACAUCCAUAAUAAUGAGCUAAUGAGGCGCGAUUUCGCCUGGCAUAGAAAAUGUGCUCACUUGUCAGGACACUGUUGUUCAUAGGAGCUAGCCAACAACACAGCUAACACAAUCACUUCAAACUGAAGCUGGAAACACCGCAAACUAGCUGCACUUUGUUUCGUUUGACCUUUUUUCAAUUGACAUUUCUUUGUAUAUAUCCAUAAAAAUGAUGCCAGCUGAUUUAAUGAUUUCGACUGGCUGAGAAACACUGCCUGUCUGUCUCGUCCCGACUCCUGAUACAUUCAUUACUAUGAGACAGCUGGAGAUUGUUUCAAUAUUCAAAUUCAAUGUUGCAAAUGUCGGAGUGACAGACAGCAAGGUUUAGACAAAUCUCUGUUGAAAACUAAAUGUUAGUCUAAAAUAAAUGUUAGAUAAUAUCUAGAUGCUUUUUAUAGUGGAGAUGAAGUUUCUAAAUUGCUUGGCUGGGCUGAUGAGACAGUGGAUUGCGCAGUCAGAUGGAACAGAGCAAAUAAGCAUUUUACCGUCAUAGAUUUAGCCGGUGGUAACUUGUGGAAUAGACACCGAAUGGAAGGCGGUUUUAACCAAUCAGGAUUAGACCCACCCGUUUGUAUAAUGUUUCUUAUGAUUUUGUUCCUUUUAAUAAGUCCCAUCUCAGUUGGAUGAUUGUAGGUUGUUAAUUAAUGAUAGAUAAUUCCCACAUGUCCCAGAAUGAAAUAUUUUCCCUCCUAAUCCAUCAAAAGAAUGGACACACUGUUAUGUCAACUGUACUAUUUUGUCAUGAUGCAACCAUCUGAAAUGGCCCUGUUCCUGAGGAAGUACUUGACAGGAAUGGAUUCCCCUUUUAUCACAAUAUCUUAAUGACUGUCCAAUAUAUUUGUCCCCUUUCAGAGUGAAACUGUUAUUUUUGUACUGCCUGAAAAUGUGACAACCGAAGGGAGCACCUGCGAUAACACAACAUCGACAUUGAAACUCAGUUUUGGAGACGGACACAGCUGGGCUGUUAAAUUCACUAAGGAAAACAAAACCUACCAAGUAGAUACCAUUGUCUUCUCCUACAAUCUCAACGACACAAGCGUCUUCCCCAACUCUACGUCAAACGGUAACUACACAGCCUUGUCAUGAUACUGUUAAUUCAUGAUAUACCAAUUUGGUACUGUAGUUGAUAUGACACAUACUGAUAUUUGACAAUCUCUGUUGGGUUUAGAAACCAUGUCUGUGACGGUAAAACCAAUCAUCGCCAACGUGGGUGUGGACACCUACUACUCCUGCAAGAGCAAAGAUGUCCUGAAAGCAGAGUCUGUCAUUCAGACACUGUAUGAUGUUGCUCUACAGGCGUUUGUGAUUAACGGCAGCAAAAGUGACACCGGUAGGUAGUACGAGAACGAGCAUCAGGCCAUUGUAAGGUCAACUGUGCCAAAAUCGUAUAAUGAUUUGCUGUGCAUAAUAGAGUGCAUUCGGGGAGUAUUCAGACCCCUUGACUUUUUCCAAAUGUUGUUACGUUACAGCCUUAUUCUGAAAUUGAUUACAUUCAAUUAUUAAAGGCAAUAAUGACAAAGCGAAAACAGGUUUUUGGAAAUUUUACCACAUUUUUUUUAAACUACAGAAAUACCUUAUUUACAUAAGUAUUCAGAUCCUUUGCUAUGAGACUCGAAAUUGAGCUCAGGUGCGUCCUGUUUCCAUUGAUCAUCCUUGAUGUUUCUGCAACUUGAUUGGAGUCCACCUGUGGUAAAUUCAAUUGAUCAGACAUGAUUUGGAAAGGCACACACCUGUCUAUAUAAGGUCCUACCAUGAGGUCGAAGGAAUUGUCCGUUGAGCUCAGAGACAGGAUUGUGUCGAGGCACAGAUCUGGGUAAGGGUACCAAAAAAUUUCUGCAGCAUUGAAGGUCCCCAAAAACACAGUGGUCUCCAUCAUUCUUAAAUGAAAUAAGUUUGGAACCACCAAGACUCUUCCUAGAGCUGUCCGACCAGCCAAACUGAGCAAUUGGGGGAGAAGGGCCUUGGUCAGGGAGGUGACCAAGAACCCGAUGGUCACUCUGACAAAGCUCCAGAGUUCCUCUGUGGAGAUGGGAGAACCUUCCAGAAGGACAACCAUGUCUGCAGCACUCCACCAAUCAGGCCUUUAUGGUAGAGUGGCCAGACGGAAGCCACUCCUCAGUAAAAAGCACGACAGGCCGCUUGGAGUUUGCCAAAAGGCACCUAAAGGACUCUCAGACCAUGAGAAACAAGAUUCUCUGGUCUGAUGAAACCAAGAUUGAACUCUUUGGCGUCACGUCUGGAGGAAACCUGGCCCCAUCCCUAUGGUGAACCAUGGUGGUGGCAGCAUCAUGCUGUGGGGAUUUCUUUCAGCUGCAGGGACUGGGAGACUAGUCAGGAUUGAGGGAAAUAUGAACGGAGCAAAGUACAGAGAGAUCCUUUGAUAACCUGCUCCAGAGCGCUCAGGACCUCAGACUGGGGUGAAGGUUCACCUUCCAACAGGACAACGACCCUAAGCACACAGCCAAGACAACGCAGGAGUGGCUUCGGAACAAGUCUCUGAAUGUCCUUGAGUGGGCCAGGCAGAGCCUGGACUUUAACCUGAUUGAACAUCUCUGGAGCGGCCUGAAAAUAGCUGUGCAGCGGUGCUCCCCAUCCAACCUGACAGAGCUUGAGAGGAUCUACAGAGAAGAAUGGGAGAAACUCCCCAAAUACAGGUGUGCAAAGCUUGUAGCGUCAUACCCAAGAAGACUCGAGGCUGUAGUCACUGCCAAAGGUGCUUCAACAAAGUACUGAGUAAAGGGUCUGAAUACUUAUGUAAAUAUAACAUUUCUAAAAACCUGUUUUUGCUUUGUCAUUAUGGGGUAUUGUGUGUAGAUUGAUGAGGGCGACAUAAACAUAAUAAAAAUCGAUUAAGGCUGUAACGUAACACAGUGGGAAAAGUCAAGGGGUCUGAAUACUUUCCGAAUGCACUGUCAAACUAUUUUACUGUGUGUUCUCCAGGGUUGAGGUCAAUUCCAGUUCAAAAGGGUCAGUUCAGGAAGUGAACUGAAAUUCAGUUUACUUCCUGAAUUGAAAUGGAAUUGAUCCCAACCCUGUUGGUUCUCUGAACUUAAUAGGUGUUCUCUGUUCUCCCUACACAGACACCGUAUGCUCCGCUGACAUGCCCUCCACCACUGUGGCGCCCACCACCACCACCGUUACCACCACAGCUGCCCCCACUUCUACCCCUACACUGCCCACACCCACUACUGGAAAGUACAGCAUCGCACCCGACGUCAACAGCACAGCCUGCCUGAUGGCCACGUUCGGCCUGCAGAUCGGCUACAAGCAAGGAGACGUAUGUAUACAAGUAGGAUAGCGAUUGUAAAGUAGCCCCUUCAUUUUUAUGUUUCUUAUUUUAGCAUACAAUAGUCUGUUCAAUGGAAAAGGUUCAGAUAUGUUUGUCACAGAGAACAUGACUUUCUUGUGUAUGAAGAUAGGUUGUUGUUGUUGCUAGUAUGUUAGUGUUGUUGUUUACCAACCUGUGUUUUGCCCUUCAUUAGAAAGUGGAGACCAUCAACCUGGUGCCCAAUAUGACUAAAGUGGGCGGAGCCUGUAGGGCCAACAGCAGCGAUCUCAUACUGACAUCGGAUACAAUCACCAUCAUGUUGACGUUCAGCAACGUAAGGCGACGAAGCCAGACUUGUAUUAUCCUGCUCAUCUGCAUUUAGUGUGUAGACAGUUGGACAAAUACAGAGUAAGGUCUGUUUUCAGUCAAGCUGAUAAGUGUUUCCUUGUACAUUACAGGACGGCAAGAAGUUCCGCCUGCACGCUCUGAACGUCACAGUGAAACCAGCCACUGGUAAGCAACAAUGCACUACAAGCCCCUUCAGAAACCAAGUCCCUAGUUGGACGUUAAGAUAGAAUCAACUUUAUUCUCCCCAAGGGGAAAUCUUUCUUGGAAACAGUGUGGUUUUAUAAUAAAUAAAGACUAUACAUUACACACUCCACACAUGCACAGUAUAUGCAAUGCAUAUUAAAAGCACUCUCUCUCCUCUCUUUGCUCACGCUGUGUGUUAUGUCCAGGGGCGCCCGUCGUUGCAGCCAAUACCAACAUGUCCGUUUGGGUGGCGGCGGUAGGCAGCUCCUACAUGUGCAACAAGGAGCAGACCUUAAACGUCACCGACACGCUCACUCUCUACACUUUCGAGCUUCGCGUCCAGCCCUUCGAAGUCAACAAAGGCGAAUUCGCUUUAGGUAGGUGACUUUCUGAGAUGGCGAAUUUGCGUCAUUACCCUUAUGUUGUUAGCCGUAUGCUACAGGUUACUAGAGUCAAAUGCAGCUAACAUGCUUGAAACUGAGACGGACUAUAAUAACCAUUAUGGGCUUCAGUAGAAUAGGUUACAUGUCUAGUUUGGUGAGAAACGGGUAAGUAUUUGAGAUCAUGCCAUGCUUCUGCCCCUUUUUAAACUGAUUAACAACCAAAUGAUCAUGAGAAGAUGAGAUGUUCCAAGUUGUGCUCAUUGAUUCUCUCUCUCGUCUGCAGCCCAUCAAUGUUCACUGGAUGACACCAGCAUCUUAAUCCCAAUCAUUGUUGGUGCCGCCCUGGCCGGUUUGAUUCUCAUUGUAGUGAUUGCUUACAUGAUUGGGCGUAGGAAGACCUAUGUGGGAUAUCAGACCCUCUAAAAAGCAAUCUGUGAUCAUGAAUCUGUGAUAAUGAAUCCAGGACGCAGGUUGAUCCUUGUGUGUGUGGGGGGGGGGGGG
Messenger RNA from Coregonus sp. 'balchen', 11083 nucleotides. The record is from the annotation of a GenBank genome assembly. Lineage: Eukaryota; Metazoa; Chordata; Actinopteri; Salmoniformes; Salmonidae.